AUGGCGAAGACCAUAUGGUCAGGGCAUCCCCUUGCCUCGAUCGACGUUUUGAGAGUUGUUGAAAGCGAAACAAUCUUGAACAUUCCGAGUGCAGACACUGCUCGAGCUCCAAGAGCUCAAGGCAAAUCAUCCGAGGCCGAAGUGCAUGCUCCAAGUGGAUUGGAUGAUAACGUAAUUCCACACCGAGCGGGCCACCAAUUCAAAAUAUCUUCCAAUUUAACUACUCAUCCAUUUCAACGCGCAAUUAUGCCAUCAAUUCACAAUAAAAAGACUUCAAAUUCUCUAGAGCAAGAGGGAAGGCUUGAACUUGCAAUAAAUGCUAUUAAAAAGCAAGAAAUAUCCUCAAUUUCGCGAAGCUGCAAGGCUAUUUAA
Messenger RNA from Paracoccidioides lutzii Pb01, 372 nucleotides. RefSeq lists its product as hypothetical. Bases 1 to 372 code for a protein of 123 amino acids. The record is from RefSeq and is a predicted model, not a curated record. The transcript has 2 exons.